CUCAAAUGUAAUCGGAACCUUGAAAACAAAAUUGUGAACUUUGAUUCAUCCGGAAUGGGCAUGGGCACCUGCAUCGCGCAACAUGUCCUUACAGCAGCAGAUGAUUCAAAUCCGUUUUGGAGGAUCUUGGAAAAGGCUGUGAAGGACGCUAGAGAUAAGACUAGUAAGCCUGAGAUAUUCCCUGCAUCAACAGACGCUCGUUACUUUUGGAAAGCUGGUGAGCCUGCUUUUGGGUUCUCUCCUCUAUCAAACACUCCAAAGGGAGGCCUUGUGUGGAAUGAGAAGGGUAGGUCUAGCAGUCCUGGUACUCCAGUCACAGAUGAUCAUACACCAACUUCCCAAAAUUUUAUGGAAGCAGAUGAGAACAUAUCAUAUUGGGUUCCUUUGCUCACAGGAUUGUCUAAACUAACUUCUGAUUCGAGAUCAGCAAUUCGUAAAAGCUCCUUGGAAGUGCUCUUUAAUAUUUUAAACGAUCAUGGGCAUCUGUUUUCACGAACAUUCUGGAUGGGCGUUUUCAGUUCUGUUAUCUAUCCUAUAUUUAACAGUGUGUGGGGCGAGAAUGAUAUGCUUUCUAAAGAUGAACAGAGUUCAUCGCCAUCCACAUUUUCUCCACGUCCUAACGAAGCUUCUUGGGAUGCUGAAACUUCAGCUAUGGCGGCACAGUCUCUGGUGGACCUAUUUGUCAGCUUUUUUACUGUUAUAAGGUCCCAACUUUCAAGUGUAGUAUCUUUACUCGCUGGUCUCAUAAGAAGUCCAGCUCAGGGUCCUACAGUAGCUGGAGUGGGUGCGUUGCUGCGGCUAGCGGACGAACUGGGUGGCAGUUUCUCAGAAGAUGAGUGGAAGGAGAUUUUUUUGGCUGUGAAAGAAGCUGCUUCAUUGACAUUGUCUAGCUUCAUGAAAAUACUGAGAAUCGUAGAUGACAUUCCAGAUGAGGAAACAUUGUCUGAUCAGGACUUUAGUAAUGAAGACGAUGUGGACGAGGACAGCCUGCAAAUUAUGUCUUAUGUUGUUUCAAGAACAAAGAGUCACAUAACCGUCCAGUUGCAAGUUGUUCAGGUAGUGACUGAUCUCUGCCGAAUCCAUCAGCAGUCAUUGUUGGCAUCACACGUCACAGUUAUACUGGAUAUACUCUCUUCGGUGUCAUCACACGCCCACCAGCUAAAUUCUGAUUUGAUACUACAGAAGAAACUGAGGAGGGCAUGCUCUAUCCUGGAGCUAUCCGAACCUCCCAUGCUUCAUUUCGAAAAUGACACGCACCAGAACUACCUGGAUGUUCUCCAAGACCUACUGACAUACAAUCCAGGAGUGUCCUUGGAGCUAAACAUAGAGUCUGAACUGAUCACAGUGUGUGUGAAAAUACUAAAGGUGUACCUGAAAUGCACGUUGUUUCAGGGAGGUGCCGAGUUGGAAGAGACCAGGCAGCCUAAAAACUGGAUUCUACCCAUGGGAACAGCAUCGAAGGAAGAAGCAGCAGCGAGAUCUCCGCUAGUAGUUACAGUGCUGAAGACACUGAGGGGACUGAAAAGAGAUUCAUUCAAGAGGUAUGCACCGAAUUUCUUCCCGUUGUUGGUGGAGCUUGUGCGAAGUGAGCACAGCUCCGCACAAGUCCCACAAGUCUUAAGCACCGUGUUCCUUACGUGUAUGGGUCCAAUGAUGGGUGAAUAGAAUAGGGAUGGGCUAUAUAAAUUACGAUGAAUUUUGACAUUUGGAGCAGCUGAAGGAUAUAUAGAUUGCAAGCAGACACAAAUCCCUCUUUUUCUUCUUUUGUUGUUUCUGCUAGAUUUACAGGUUUUGUGCGUUUGGUUGGUAGUGAUGAUAUAAAGUAAUUGAAUAUUG
Arabidopsis arenosa is the source of this 1836-nucleotide messenger RNA. Lineage: Eukaryota; Viridiplantae; Streptophyta; Magnoliopsida; Brassicales; Brassicaceae. The record is from the annotation of a GenBank genome assembly.